Molecule: messenger RNA, 3078 nt
Organism: Echinococcus granulosus
Lineage: Eukaryota; Metazoa; Platyhelminthes; Cestoda; Cyclophyllidea; Taeniidae
Product: Kelch-like protein
Exons: 14
Coding region: 1-3078 (1025 amino acids)
Molecular function (GO): protein binding
Source: RefSeq, a predicted model, not a curated record
AUGAGUUUGCGUAGACAGGAUUCAAUUGGGUCGAAUAUUCGUUUCAAGGACCAAAAUCUUAUUCGUAAUUCCUUUCCAAAUUUCGAGCAGAUCCGACGUAAAGGGAAACUUUGUGAUGUUACUUUAAUAGUUGAUCAACAAAAGUACUCUGCCCAUAAAAUUGUAUUAGCGGCCACGAUUCCUUUCUUUGAUGCUAUGUUUUUGAGUGGAAUGAGCGAAGCUACAAAACGUGAAAUUACCAUCAAAGGCAUUGACCCACCUGUAUUGGAAGCAUUCAUUACUUUUGCUUAUACCGGAGAAAUUCAAAUUACUCCAGGGAAUGUACAGGCAACUCUGAUAGGGGCCAGUUUCCUAAAUAUCGACAGCGUUCGGAAUUUCUGCUGUCGUUACAUUGAGGAAAGGCUCACCCUGGAGAACCUGUUACAAGUCCGCAGUUUUGCCUCCAGCUUCCUCUGCUCAAAUCUCAUCUCCGCCUGCGACCGUAUCAUUCAUGAGAACUUUGAGCAUCUCGUCACAUUACCCGCCUUCUUUGCUGCCCUUACUGGGCCCGAGUUUUGUAAGCUCCUUGAGAGUGACGAUUUGCAAGUGAGCAACGAGGAGCGCGUCUUCCACUCUAUCAUCGCUUGGUGUGAGCACCAGCCCUCCCCCUCUUUCGGCACUGACAGUCCCAAAUUGAGUCGCUCUCUUCAGCUCAAGUAUCUCCCCGACCUUCUCGCUCGUGUCCGAUUGCCGCUCCUCUCCGCCCAGUUCAUUCGUGACGUAGUCUCCAAGAAUCCUCACGUCCGAGCGGACAUGGUGUGCCGAGAUUUGUUGGACGAGGCGCGCGAUCUCCUUCUCAUGCCUGACUCUCUCUCUCCCUCCACGUGCUCUUUUGUGUGUCGCCCGCGCCGCGGACAGGAGGUGGCUGGGGUGAUUUACGCGGUGGGGGGAUACUCUGCUGAGGGAGAUUGCCAGAGCAUCGUGGAGGCGUAUAAUCCAUUGGUGGAUAGGUGGGAGGUAGUGGAAAGCAUGUCCACGGAAAGGAGUCGCAUUGCUGUGGUCGCAUUGAAGGCUGUCUAUUUCGUGCGUGAUCAUGUGAUUGCCAAAUGCCAAGGUAAGCCACUGGGCUUGCAGAAAAAAUUCGGGGCUUUGCACACGUGUGGCACUGAUAAUGAUUGCGUCAAGGUGGACGAACUCAUCUCUACCAUCCUAUCCGUUUCUCUAGGCUGUCUCUACGCUAUCGGUGGGCUGGAUGGGAGUUCACGUCUGAACACCGUGGAGAAGUUUGAUCCAAAGACGGGUGUCUGGCAGCGAGUGGCCUCUAUGAACUACCGACGAAGCGCCCUCGGCGCCGCCGUGCUCAACGGUCGAAUUUACGUCUGUGGUGGCUACGACGGGAUUUCUUCGCUUCGCACUUGUGAGGUCUACAAUCCAGAGCAAAAUCGGUUGGUUUUGGACGAUUUAAAAGAAGUGGUAAAAAAAUGGAUCUGCUUGAAGUCUUUGAUCAGAAAAAUAAUCUUUAUCGCUUCAUCAAUCCUGUGCGUUCGCUACGUUGGGAAUUCAAGUCCAAAUGGACACACAACACACGUUAAAUUUUCAAACUACAAAUGCUUAUGGUGGCAGGUUAUUCCCAGCAUGACAGAAUGUCGUUCUGCUGGUGGUGUGGUAGCCCUUGAAGAUGGCCGUCUCUUCGCCAUUGGAGGUCACAGCGGUCUGCCAAUCUUCGCCUCAGUGGAGUGUUACCACCGUCGCGGCCACCAAACGCCUCUUGCCUCCACCAUUUCCACCCCCACUGCCACCCCUUUCACCCCUGGCAGUCGUCGGGUUUGGUGCCAAGUAGCUCCUAUGCUUCAUCGUCGCUGUCGUCACGGCGUUGCCGUCCUUCGUGGACGCAUAUUCGCUGCAGGUGGUUAUAAUGGAUGCCAUUUUUUGCGUUCCGUGGAGGUAUACGAUCCCGCUUCCAUCACAACCACCGGUAUCGGCAACGGAGAGCCUGGAUUGGGUCAGUGGACUGAAGUGGCUUCUUUAGCGACCCCGAGGUCACGGGUCGCUUUGGCGGCUUCUGGUGGACGGCUAUAUGCCAUCGGUGGAUUUGACGGUGAGCAAAAUCUGAGCUCCGUCGAGUGUUUUCAACGCUGCGAGAGUUCCUCCUCUCACCGUUACUACCUUCACCGUCGCCAGCACAUUCGUCUCACCGGAGACGAGGACGGAGACGACGAUGGAAGGGUGUCCGUAAUUGUGAUCGAAGAGAAUGAUAAUGAGACAGGAGGGACGAGCAACGAACAGCAUCCCAUCGCAGUCACUCCCUCCACAUCCCACACCAUCCUAUCCCCUUUAGAUCUUCGCCAACACAACCCUCACCAUCACAGCCAGCAUUGUCGGGGACGGAGUCGUAGUCUCCGUGGUCGUCAUCUUCGACAUUGUAAGUCGAGGGAUGACGAGGACCUGGAGGAGUGGCUAGAAGAGGGCCCGCGUAGCCUCUUGGUGCCUCGGGUUGGAAUGCCCUUCCAAGCAGAAUUGACCUCUGUUACUGCUCCUCCGGGUACUACAGCUGUUACUCACAGUGAUGAAGGUUCGAUGGAUUUACCCACUGUCACGACUGAAGGUCUCGAUUCAACUGAGAGUUUGAUCGAAUUGCUCACCUUCCAGUCAUCAACAAGCAGCCCUGGCGAAUUGGGUCCGCAUACUUCGCCACCAUCCCAGCCACCGCCACCACCAUCGCAUCCCUCCUCCCCCAAUGAAGUGUUGACUCCAGAGGACAACGUCUUUGCGGACUGGCAGUGGCUACCCGCAAUGCCGCUGAUAGCUCAUGAGGGUGGUGUCACAGCUGCCGCAAGUCAUCCAUUCAUACAAACAUUCAACCAGUGCGAAGAACGUCCGCUUGAUAGACGCACAACUGACCUAUCUCGCAGCAAAGUUGUGCAUUAUGUCUUUGUGAAGGCUAUUCGUCACUGGGAUCGCACAUGCGUGAAGCUCCGAUACUCCAACCUGGGUUUGAGGGUCACACAUAUGCGACAUUUCAUUAAAGUGGAGUGGAGCAGGUUUAAAAGUCCGCGAUUCAUCUUUUCGGAUUUAUCACAGAUUUAUGACACAGCCUAG